Tigriopus californicus is the source of this 2331-nucleotide messenger RNA. RefSeq names its product sialin-like. NCBI's taxonomy places the organism in Eukaryota, Metazoa, Arthropoda, Copepoda, Harpacticoida, Harpacticidae. The transcript has 2 exons. The coding region runs from base 529 to 1710 and encodes 393 amino acids. Gene Ontology annotation, biological process: transmembrane transport; monoatomic anion transport. The record is from RefSeq and is a predicted model, not a curated record. Gene Ontology annotation, molecular function: transmembrane transporter activity.
CAAUACAUGUCGUCGCAUUCUCCCUUGGGAAGUGUUUCGGCGUUUAGUGUACGUAGCUCACAUGUUUCGUAAUCAAACAGGAUUAUGAUGAGAAGCUCGAUCUAGUGCGAGGGAUGCUCCAAGUGCGUAUAGACGAAAUCAAUUUGAGGAGGCGAGGUUGGCCCCUACGAACCUAGCACACACCAAUUCAAAUCAUUAAGUGUCACUGAAAAGGGCAUAUUUGAAUUGGAUUCCUCCUCGCCCGCUGACCCAGUCAGCAAGCAAAAUGGCCCAUUGCAUGUCCACACUUCAGAGUGAAAUACUGUAAUUUCCAUCAUCUCCAUCAAACCGACUUGAGCUCUCUUUUGCCUCUGUGCUUCCCAUGCCCACCAACCAAGUGGCCUGUGCUUAAAAACCCAACAUCCGUUAGUCAAGACAGUCUUGGCAACCAAAACAAACCGUUGGACGUUAUCUUUGCCGCCGAGCGAGUGGAUUUUCUACCUGUCCGAGGGUGCGAAUGUGCAGAGGUGUACAAAAGUGAGCUUAAACAUGGGGAACAACUCUUGGGGAAACGUGUCAUGUCUUUCAAUAUUAACCCUCAUGGUUUUCUGGGGCCAAAUCCAAAACUACAUGAUGAGGUCCAAUCUGAACUUUUUGAUCGUGACCAUGGUGAACGAGUCCAGUGUGAUGAGCCAACAAACUCUUUCAAACACGACAGAUAUUUCGGAAAGGUGCCAUAUUGAUCUCGACAAUGUCGGCUCGUUGAACAAGACUUCACCCAUUGGAAUCGUUGAGGAUCUGGCCACCACAUCCGGGUCGUUUCAUUGGGAUGCUUGGCAACGGGCCUUCAUACUCGGAGCCAACAGUUAUGGCUACUUGUGUACUCAAAUCAUCGGAGGCCGCCUCACCGAGAUCUACGGGGUAAAGCGAAUCUAUGGAUUCGGAUUGCUCGGGAGUGGAAUUCUCACGGCUCUGUCUCCUUGGGCAGCAUAUCAGCAUCCAAACUUUUUGGUGGCGUUACGAAUUGGCAUUGGACUCCUAACUGGGGUCACUUUCCCAUCCCUCCAUGCCAUGACUGCCCGAUGGGUUCCGGUGGAACGAAGGAGCCGCUUUAUCUCGAGAAGCUACUUUGGAAGUACUUUUGGGCUGAUCAUAACAUUUCCCAUGUGCGCUUACAUAGUGUCAUGGUGGAAUUGGGAGGGAGCAUUCUAUGCCAUUAGUUUCAUUACAGGAAUCUGGUUUGUCUUUUGGUGGAUAUUGGUUUUUGAUUCCCCUCAAGACCAUCCACGAAUUAGCUCGGAUGAGUUGGAAUACCUCAAUACCUUAAUCGGAAGAGAGAUAGAUCACAAACUUUAUUUCGCCCAAUGCGAUUGGUUAGGUGUGCUAGUGCUUCUCUGCAUUGGGAUGUUCUUCAAUGGUGCCAUUUCAUCUGGACAUUUUUCAAGCCACGUGGAUUUAGCGCCAAAUUUCGCUGGUACUCUGCUCGGCAUCAGUAACACAUUUUCCGGGGGUCUAAUGGGAUUUAUGACGCCCUUGGCUGUGGCAGCCCUCACAGAGGAUAUGACAAUGAGUUCAUGGACCACGUUAUUCUCUGUGACAGCUGUCAUUUACGUGCUUGGAAAACUAUUGUAUGUAGUUUUGAUAUCCGGAGAAACUCAGAGCUGGAAUCAUCCCAUCAAAUCUCGACGUCCUAGCGAAGAUGACACUGUAUCAGCGCCGCUGAAAUUGUGAUGGUUUAUGUUCCAUUUGAGUGUUUGUUUGUAACUAGCCGUCAUGCAUUCGUGUCGAAUUCAUUGUAGAAUUCCCAAAACUAGCUUCUGGUCAAUCAAAUCAUCCUGGUGUUUCCUUAACGAAAUGAAAUCGCAUUAUAUGAAACUAGCCAACUUGUGCUUUCCGGUGCCUUGCUCUACUGUCAUCAUAUAUCAAUAGUCCGAAGUCUUAAGAUAACUAGUGUACAUAAAUGAAAAGUGUUCGUCCAACAUCGCCACCCACCCUGCCCAGACCACAAAGAGGAACAGCAACCGAACAACAAAAAGAUCAUUGCGGUUGUGCGCUGGCGGAUCGGAAAUCAACCUUAUCUCAUACAAUGAAAAGAGAAUUUUGCUCAAUUCUGAAGUGGAAGAGCGAGUGCUUGAACAAUAUCAUGCCAUUAACAAAGGCAAAGUGAAAUCGAGAAGCAAGUCUCGAAUUAUCUGUAAUAAAUUCAAUUAUGGGCAAGAUCCAAUCGAGAGCUCUGAUUGAUGAUCAUUUGUUUACCAUUGUCAAGCAAGAUCUUCCCACCUUUGAACUCAAAUUUUCUUUUUGUAACCCUCAAAGGCCCCCUCAAAAAUGGCAGUAAAUCUCGGAAGGAUA